This is a messenger RNA of Hypoxylon trugodes, 1386 nucleotides long. RefSeq names its product transmembrane amino acid transporter protein-domain-containing protein. Gene Ontology annotation, molecular function: amino acid transmembrane transporter activity. Bases 1 to 1386 code for a protein of 461 amino acids. The transcript is spliced from 3 exons. The record is from RefSeq and is a predicted model, not a curated record. Gene Ontology annotation, biological process: amino acid transmembrane transport. Lineage: Eukaryota; Fungi; Ascomycota; Sordariomycetes; Xylariales; Hypoxylaceae. Gene Ontology annotation, cellular component: vacuolar membrane.
AUGGCAAGCAAUACCUGUCAUCCUGACGAGUUCUCGCAAGAGAAAGCAAACCAAGACCGUACUGCAUCACUCGAGAAUGCUUGCGAGGUGGACUUUGCGACUCCCGGGCUCUCAAACGAUGUCUUCGGGCAAGAGGAUGACCAUGAUAUCAAGUACAAGACACUGCCGUGGCAAUUCACUGCUGUUCUGAUGAUAACUGAGAUUAUCUCAAAUGGCAUGUUAAGUCUGCCAAGUUCACUAGAUGCAGUCGGUAUCGUUCCAGGCGUCAUCGUAAUCGCAUUCUUGGGUGCAUUCGCUACUUUCACAGCUUGGCUGCAAAUUGAGUUUAAGCUGAGGCAUCCCGAGGUACAUAAUAUGGGCGAUGCUGGGUACAUCCUAUUUGGACCUAUUGGUAGAGAGAUAUUAGGCGCAGGAACCAUCAUGUUCGCCGUCUGUGCUACCGGUUCGCAGAUCCUGGCCGGCCAAUUGGCCCUUACUGUUCUCUCUGACGGAAAACUCUGCACACUUGCUUUUGCCGGAGUAUUCUCAAUCGCGGUGGCUGUUUGCAGUUUCCCUCGGACCCUGAAUAAUCUUAGUCGGCUCUCUCUUGCGGGGGGUAUAUCUAUCAUUACUGCAGGAAUUGUGGCUGUAGUUGGCGCUGGGGCGAGCCCAAUUGACGCGGGGAAUAUCGUAAUCGCAAGAGCAAGCGAUUUCACUUCUGCUUUUUUCAGUAUCACCAAUCCUGUAUUCGCUUACGCCGGUCAUUGGAUGUUCUUCAUUCUUAUCUCGGAGAUGAAGCACCCACAAGACGCGAUGAAGGCUGCGUGGACGCUGCAAAUCGUAGCCACUAGCCUCUACAUCGUGUUCGCCAUCGUAACUUAUUGGUAUGUCGGAAAAGGCGUCGCAAGUCCAAGUUUCCUCAGUUUAAGUCCGCUGUGGUCUAAGAUCUCCUUCGGACUUGCUAUUCCUAACUUGGUGAUUGCGGGAAGCCUAAAUAUUCAUACUGCAGCCAAACUCGUAUUCGUGCGCCUUUUUAGACGCAGCCGACAUAUUCACUCGCAUACUUUUGCCGGUUGGAGCGUGUGGACGUUGCUUAUUCUUCUAGGUAACGUUGUGGCGUUUAUAUUUGCAGUUGGGAUCCCCAUAUUCAAUUACCUAGUUGGAAUUGCGGCAUCCCUGUUCGCUGCUUGGUAUACUUAUGGCCUUUCUGGUGCAUUUUGGUUACACGAUACCUAUCACUUCAAAGGGGGGUAUCAUGGGGGGUUUAAGAGGCGCAUCAUGUUUAUUGCUUCUGUAUUGACGGUCCUUGCAGGAGGAUUCAUCUGCGUGGGCGGGCUGUACGCGACCGUUUAUUCGUUAAGAGAGGCAUCCGAGGCAGGUGAAUUACUCCCACCUUUCCAAUGCUAA